This is a messenger RNA of Anoplopoma fimbria (sablefish), 2603 nucleotides long. It is a transcript of the gene kcng4a, whose product is annotated as potassium voltage-gated channel, subfamily G, member 4a. Gene Ontology annotation, molecular function: protein binding; delayed rectifier potassium channel activity. NCBI's taxonomy places the organism in Eukaryota, Metazoa, Chordata, Actinopteri, Perciformes, Anoplopomatidae. The record is from RefSeq and is a predicted model, not a curated record. The transcript is spliced from 3 exons. Gene Ontology annotation, cellular component: membrane; voltage-gated potassium channel complex. The coding region runs from base 188 to 1819 and encodes 543 amino acids. Gene Ontology annotation, biological process: potassium ion transmembrane transport; protein homooligomerization.
ACCUGGACUGUGGCAGGAAAGCUUUUCUCGUUUGCAAGAUUUAACAUAAGUUGUUGGAGGCUGAGAUAGAGGACUGUUUUGUCCUGGAACUAAAAAGUUGAGCCUGGUGCAAUCUGUAGGCUUUUUCUGCUUCCAUAACUUGAUCUGAGCUGCCCAGUGCGGAGCAGCGUGCUUUCCAAAUGCUGCCAUGCCCAUCAUCAGCAACGCCAACCAUGACUUCAGCAAUCUGUCCGUCAGCGAUGACAGCAGUCUCGACCGCAUCUUCACAGAGAUCCCUGAGACCGAGACCAUCAAGGGUGUGUACUACCAGAGGGCUCAGUUCAUCCGUCGGCCAGAGGACCUGGUGUCCGUCGACCACGCCCUACUGGCGGUGAUCAACGUUGGGGGAAACCGCUACACCUUCCCCUGGAGCACCCUGGAGCAGUUCCCCCUGACAAGACUCGGCCGCCUCUGUGGCUGCCGAUCACCUGAGGACAUCGCCAGGGUCUGCGACGACUAUGACGAAGCCCACAAGGAGUUCUUUUUCGACCGCUCGCCAUCCGCCUUCAGGGUCAUACUUAACUUCCUGGCUGCAGGGAAACUGCGCCUGCUGCGGGAGAUGUGCGUCCUCUCCCUACACGAUGAGCUGACCUACUGGGGGGUGGAGAUGACGUACAUGGAGCGUUGCUGUAAGAGGAAGAUGUACACACGAAUCGAGGAGAUGAACGAGCUGGAGCGGCGCGAGGAGGAGCGAAGGCAGAGAAACGCCAUACAGCGUGUGCCGGUGGAGGAGACAAGGUACAAAAAGGUGAUGAACUGGCUGAGAGAUAUGGUGGAGAAUCCGCAGUCUGGCCUACCAGGGAAGAUCUUUGCCUGCCUGUCUGUGAUCAUGGUUGCGGUGACUGUCAUCAGCUUGUGUAUCAGCACCAUGCCAGACCUCAGAGAGGAGGAGGAGAGGGGUGAGUGUUCAUCUAAGUGCCAGAACAUGUUCAUCAUAGAGACAGUGUGUGUGGCCUGGUUCUCUCUGGAGUUCCUCCUGCGGUUCAUUCAGGCCAGCAGCAAGCUGGAAUUCCUCCGGGGGCCGCUCAACAUCAUCGACGCCAUGGCCAUCCUUCCAUACUAUGUCUCCCUGGUGGUGUCCGAGGACGACCCAUCCCUGGAUCACGAGAAGUCAGGAGGAGGUAAGGGCUACUUGGACAAGCUGGGCCUGGUGCUGAGGAUUCUGCGGGCGCUGAGGAUUCUCUAUGUGAUGCGGCUGGCUCGCCACUCUCUAGGCCUGCAGACGCUGGGGCUGACGGUCAGGCGCAGCACCCGGGAGUUUGGCCUCCUCUUGCUUUUUCUCUGCGUGGCUGUCACCCUCUUCUCCCCACUGGUCCACUUGGCUGAAAGUGAGCUCACUGGCACCCAUGACUUCAGCAGCAUCCCGGCUUCCUACUGGUGGGCCAUUAUCUCCAUGACGACCGUGGGCUACGGCGACAUGGUUCCCAGGUCCAUUCCAGGACAGGUUGUAGCGCUGAGCAGCAUCCUCAGCGGGAUCCUCAUCAUGGCCUUCCCUGCUACCUCCAUCUUCCACAUGUUCUCCCGCUCCUACCAAGAGCUCAAGAUGGAGCACGACCGGUUGUUCAAAGAGGAGUGCGCGGCGGCUGCUGCAGCUGCUGCUGCCUCUGGGGAAUUGCAGGAGGCCGGAGGUGAAGGAGUUGGGGAGAACUCAGCUCCGACUGGGCUGGGAUUACGUCGAGACAAGGAGAGUGUGCAUUCACUGGAGUCUCUUGCUCUGUUAGGGAAAGGUGGCGAAGCAGCAGGAAAUAACAACCACAGCCUGCCACCAGCAGCUUUCUGAACAGUACUGAUCACAGUACCAAUCCAAAACUUACAAGAAGAUAUGAUUCCACUCUGUGUUGCACACAAUAAGUACUGCAAAUGACUAUUGCUCCAAAAGCCUCACCUUCCAUAAGGUUGUGAAGGCAUCUGUGUUGCACUGGAUUAAACUGACAGCAUUUAUUUUGCUCUGCUGAGAAUAAGUGUGCACACUGUAGACUGCACAGAAAUGGAAAGACUUUAAACCCUUUAAAUUGGACGGUCCAGUUUGUCUGACCAGACAGCCUCCGCAGCAAUAUUAGUAACCAGCUGCUUCCAUAAACAUGCAAUAUUCAAUCCAAAGUUGCUUUUCCUUCCACUGUGAACAUACUUAUAAGCCCAAUUGCAACUUUUAGUUUUAUUCUACUUUUCAAUAUAUUGCCUAAAGUAUGACCUGGAAAUUUGUCUCAUACUGAAAACUCUUUUUUUCUGUCAUAAAUUCAAAGAAGUGCUCCCUUUUAGUUUAUUUUUCAGAAGCUUAAAGCCAUGUUCGAAAAGAAAUAUAAACAGAUGGCCCAUAUAUGAACCAUCUCUAUCUCUCUCGUAUAUGUUUGAAUGCUUGGACUCAAAGAAGCUCUUCCAUAAACUCAAGGUAAACUGUGUGAAAAUACUGCAGUAGUUAUGGUCCAGAGUGUUUUUUGUUAUUUUUUAAUCAGAUGACAAUGAAGUGAGAGGAUGGAGAGAGAGAGAGAAGGAGUAUUUGUGUUGGAGAGAGAGGGUGUGUGAGUGAAAGACCAUGAGCACUAACAACCAUGAUGUGUACUUUG